This is a messenger RNA of Sorex araneus (European shrew), 1815 nucleotides long. RefSeq names its product ribosomal protein S27 (gene RPS27). Lineage: Eukaryota; Metazoa; Chordata; Mammalia; Eulipotyphla; Soricidae. Gene Ontology annotation, biological process: translation; ribosomal small subunit assembly. Gene Ontology annotation, cellular component: ribosome; cytosolic small ribosomal subunit. Bases 134 to 388 code for a protein of 84 amino acids. The record is from RefSeq and is a predicted model, not a curated record. The transcript has 5 exons. Gene Ontology annotation, molecular function: RNA binding; structural constituent of ribosome.
CGCAGACACCCCAGACGACCUUCCCAACAUGGCGGGGAGAGGCAGACGCGUCACUUCCGGGAGCGCGUCGGAUAUAAGCGGCAGGAUUUCCGCUUUCGCUCCUUUCCGGCGGUGACGGCCUCCCCACGAGAACAUGCCUCUCGCCAAGGACCUCCUUCACCCCUCGCCUGAGGAGGAGAAGCGGAAGCACAAGAAGAAGCGGCUGGUGCAGAGCCCCAACUCCUACUUCAUGGACGUCAAGUGCCCGGGAUGCUAUAAGAUCACCACCGUCUUCAGCCAUGCACAGACCGUGGUUCUGUGUGUCGGCUGCUCCACGGUCCUCUGCCAGCCCACGGGCGGGAAGGCAAGGCUUACAGAAGGAUGCUCCUUCAGACGGAAGCAGCACUAAAAGCUCCCUGAAUCAGAUGAACGGGAAACCAUCCCAAUAAACACAUUUUGGAUAUAUCCUGUUUAUUGUCUUGUUUUACGGCUAGGAAGUUCCUCCUCCAGUAUUAAGGGGCAACCAGAAGAGUGGACUGCUAGUGUCACUCGGGGCAAUUUGUGAAAUAAAAUGAAGGCAGUUUGCAAGUCAAAAGUCCACCGUGCUGAAUACUCCUUACCUAGAAAGAGGAAAGCUGUUGAUGCCAGCACCGCAAAGAGGGUAAAGAGGAGGACCUGGUAAGAACCCAUGAACUUCUGGAGGACACCUGACUCUUCACACUGAUCUAUACCUGGACCAGAAUGAAAGAAUGUUUAAAUCCAGGACAUAGUUAUAUUUAAAUAAACUUGUGUGACCAGGUCAGACAAAUGCCUGCCAGUCAUUCAAAUUCCAGCCUUUUAGGGUAAUGAUACCUUUUUUUGAUAAGUUUAAGGGAUAAGUUCUGCUUGUGGCUUAUUCCUAUUUCCAGAGCAAAACACACCCAAUUCUUGACUUUAUUUCUUUCAACUUACCAAAGGAUAUUUUAAAUCUUCUGCUGUUAAAAUACAUCUCUUGCUUCCUUCACCAGUUUAUAACUUUUUGUGGACCACCAGUGAUCUCUUAAAACUUGGGCACCCUGUGCUUUUUUUUCUCAGGACGUCAUUUCUAGGGCACAUUCUCACAACCGCAAUAAAACUUGUUUUUCAUUGUUUUUGGCAUUGCCUUUGUUUAAAUUCUUCUGGAGCCUGAGAGCUCAGUGGGCCAAGUCCUUGGUCUGCAUGUAGGUGGCGUGAUUUUUUUUUUUUUUAAUUUCUCCCGAGCUCUUUUGGGUGGCCCCAGAAGCAAAAAACUGAAUCUGUAGUGGUUAGAGUAGUGCUUCGUGUACAGGAGCCUUGAAAUCCCCUAGCUUUAGUGAAUGUGGCCCCCAAGUAUUCUUGGUGAUUUUGUUUUGGGACCACACCCUGAAGUUCUGGCACCAUGUGAUGUUGGGGAAUCCCAGUGGAAUGUUCUCUCAGCCCAACAAAAAUUCUCACUGAUGAGAAAGUUAACUCUUAUUAUUCACCCACAUAAACUUUGUUUCUAGCUCUGAAUCAGUUUUUGUCAUGGCAACUCCUGUGGAACCAGUGGGUCCCACUAGUAAUUUAAACUGGUAAUUUUCCAUUUCCUUAUCCAGUGUCCUCAACCAUUGCUUUUUUUUCUGUAGGUGGUUUUUUUGUUUUUUUGUUUUUUUUUUUUUGCUUCUUGGGUGACACCGGGUGAUGUACAGGGAUUGCUCCUGGCUUUGCACUCAGGAAUUAAUCCUGUCGGCGCUCAGGGCACCAUACGGGAUGCUGGGAAUUGAACCCGGGUUGGCCGUGUGCAAGCCCUACCUGCUGUAUAGUACCCGCUGUACUCCAGCCCCUCAACCAUUGUUUUUA